Pipra filicauda (Wire-tailed manakin) is the source of this 3941-nucleotide messenger RNA. RefSeq names its product lin-52 DREAM MuvB core complex component (gene LIN52). NCBI's taxonomy places the organism in Eukaryota, Metazoa, Chordata, Aves, Passeriformes, Pipridae. The coding region runs from base 21 to 305 and encodes 94 amino acids. The transcript is spliced from 6 exons. Gene Ontology annotation, biological process: regulation of DNA-templated transcription. The record is from RefSeq and is a predicted model, not a curated record. Gene Ontology annotation, cellular component: DRM complex.
AGUCACGGGGGGCGGGCGCGAUGGCGGCUCCCGCGGACGGCGCCGACCUGGAGGCCUCGCUGCUGAGCUUCGAGAAGCUGGACCGCGCCUCCCCGGACCUGUGGCCUGAGCAACUGCCCGGGGUUGCCGAGUUCGCCGCCUCCUUCAAAAGCCCCAUUACAAGUUCUCCUCCCAAGUGGAUGGCUGAAUUAGAAAACGAUGAUAUUGAUAUGUUGAAGGAGUUGGGGAGCCUCACUACAGCUAAUCUGAUGGAAAAAGUUCGUGGCCUGCAGAACUUGGCUUAUCAGCUGGGACUAGAUGAAUGAAAGAAGACACUGGUAAACUGGAGUGCGUUCAAUGGAGGGCCAUCAAGAUGAUCAGGAGCUGGGGCGCUUGUCCAGUGAACAGAAGCCAAGGGAAUGGGGCCCGUUCAGCAUGGAGAAGAGGUGACCCCACAGGGACCUGAUAGCUGCCUGCUAGAACCUGCAAGGAGGUUGUUUAGUGGGAGGACAAGAGACAACAGUCAUAAAUUAAAGCAAGAAGGUUUCUGACUUGAUUCAAGAGAAAACUUUUUCAGUGUGGAGCAGUCAAGUAUUGGAAGGAUUGCCAAGAGAGGUUGUGCAGUCUCUAUCCAUGGAUGUUUUUAUGACUUGACUAGGUAAAACCUUGAGCAACCUGUCUGUUUUGAACAGAAGGUUAACUGGAGACCUGCCAAGGUUCUAUCAACACUGAGCGAUUGUCUGUAUCUGUAUAAUUUUCCUCAUAUGACACUCUACUGUAUACCUUUUCAUUUGAUCUGUUCUUGUUUGGUAGAUCAAAUUUUCUUCACUAAUCACUUUUUUCUUAUAUCUUCCACUUAUUUAUACUUCUACUCUGCUAUGCCUUUCUACCUCUAAAUGCUUCUGAUAAUCCCGUUGUCACUGGAUCAUGGAGUCUUCAGAGUUCUCCUGACUUCCAAAGUUUUGGAAGUUUUUUUGCAGUGCCCCUCAACCCUCAGAGCAGUCUCUCCAGUCACCAAAUCUAUGGAGACUCCUCGUGGCCAUCACCACCUUCUGCUUUACUUUCCAAACUGUCUUGUAGAUGUUUUGCCAUCUGCUUCGCUGCAGUGCCUCUGUUCCUUGUUUCUAGUAAUGGAUGAAGAACACUCCUCUGCUCAUUAAAAGAUAGCAGUGUCACUGUAUUCAGCUUUCACAAGAGAAGUAACAGUAGACAUGGACUCAGACCAGUGGUGUGCAUGGACUGUGAAUAAACAUGAAGAGAUUUUUGGAAGCAAGAGUACCACAGCUUACUGGACUACUCUCAGCAGACCGUCUGGAGCAAAAAAUAAUGUUGUUUUGUUUGUUUUGGCUUUAUUUCUGGGUUCCAAAAAACUGGAGUUUCUUCUGGUCUCUACUCUCAGGACAUAUCUGCAGACUCCAAUACCUCCAUAUUUCUUGUAUUUUUAAGCUUUUCUUCAAAAGCCAUUGAUACUAGAAGUGUGAGGGUGUUUAUGAAAAAUGUUCCCACAUUUCCUUGUGGGUCUAGGAGGGUGUAUUUUUGGGUGCAUCUUUUACAUCUGCUUUUACAGCUGAGGCUUACCUUGCUUCCUUUAAGCUCAUUAACACCUAAAUUGUAAUAACUAGCAGAAUGUACAUUGUUUGUUUUAAUACCCAUUCUGAACAGACUUGAGUGGUAUUACAAUUUUGUUAUCAGGUAGAUCAGAUUAACACUAGUCAUUAGGUAUAGUUUCUCCAGGUAACAACAAUUUUUCUCUAUUCAUUCAAACUUGACUCUAGUAGCAUUUGGAAAAACUGUAACAUUUCUGUAUCAGUGCAUUUCCUCAGAUGUCUUGUGAACAACUUGGAGUUGGUAAAGAUGGUUCUGAAUUCCCUUAACCUUCUUCUGGUCUCUCAAAUACUCCUCAGCUCAGAGGAUUGCUCAGAAAGAGGAGGUGGGCAGAGUGCAUGAAACUGAUCAGCAGUAUAACUUAAAAUGCUGGAGUAAAGCAAGCAGUGAAUACACUGGGAAAGAUGAGGAAAGGAAUAAGGGUAGUCAUUAAGUAAAGCACCUUUGAUUCAUGUAAAAGGAAGAAUAAAAUGGUGAAGGCAGUUGAGAAGGUUUGUCUUCUGCAGCCCACGAACUGCAUAAUUGCUACUUUUCUGUAAUUUGUUUUUUUAACUGAGGUUGAGACUUUGACCUUGGAACACUGAGAUUUCAAUAAUUUUCUUAUUUUGGCCAUACAAACUUUUUACUUGGAUUUUUGUAAAUCAUGGAAGUUCUCUGUGUAAUUUAAUGUGUUGUACUAAUGGCAAAAGGAAUCUUGGUUUAAAUCAUGUGUAAGUCAAAUAAUAUUUUUCAGUCAAAACCCAUGAAUCUUCUUUUCAUAGAGACAACCCUGAAUCUUCCUUUCAUAGAGACCUUCAAUAUUGAUAAUUCAUUGUUUUGUUAAGGGCUGCUGUCACCUAAAUGGAAAAAUGUUUCAAUAAGGAAUCUUGGGAUUAGAAAACAUUUUAAAGAUUUAGUCUACUUUUUAAAAUAAAGACAUACUUCUGGACAAAUAAAUAGACUACCAUAUUAUGACCUUCUUUCAUCUAGGUGUCUCUUCACAUGAAGUUUGUUGACAGAUGUUAAAUUUAAAAAUGCAGUUCUUUUUCACAGCUCAGGCCAUUAGCUAACUUACUGACAGGGGCCUGUUUCUCCAUUUUGGAGGUCAAGGCAGCUGUACUGUUCUUGAUCCAGAGCUGCAAACCUCCCCAUAAACAUGCCUUGAUGUCUUCUGAUUGGAUUUGUGUGCCCUGGCUUGCAUAACCAUACAGCUUGUAUCCCAGUGUUAUUAGCCAAAAGGAAUAUAGGGACUUACAUAAUCAUUACACGAUUAUUUUUCAGUAACUGUACUGUAAAUAUGUAAUUCUCUCUACUCCUAAUAACUCUUAAUCCCUUUGUUUCUAUUGGCUCCUGGGCUCAGAUUUGGCCAUGGCCUCCAUGCCCUGGCCACUGAUAAAAAUUAAAAAAAAUUGUUACUUUCACGGUUCUCCUGCUUUGUUCCCAGCCACUAAAUACCUGCUCCCCAGCGUAGGCAGGGGCACUGCAUCCUGGUGCACUGUGUUGUGGGAGCAUGGACAGCACUUCUGCCCGUAUGCCUUCUGGGAAGGGUCCAUUCACCUCCAGAAACCUUUCAUACGUGGCUACGUGCGUAUAUUUAACGGAGACCUCUCUGCUGAGCCUCUUCCUGUGUUUUAUGCCCGAGAAUUCUUGAGCAAGCUGUUUUGAUCUCAUUUUUCCACGUUGCUCCAUAAAGAAGAUUCUUCUUUUAGAUACUAUUGUGAGAAAGCCUAAAUUAUCAAGAACUCUUGAUCUGCUGCAGGUGUUGGAAGCCAGGAAGAGAUUAUUUUCCUUUUGGUACAAGCAGGUAGAAAAAGGCCCUUUAGAGUGCUUCUUGUAAAAACAUGCCCCAUUUCUAUCCUGCUGUUUCCCUCCAACAUCUGUGGGAUUUGAUGGUCAGAACUCUCCUAAACUGUAGCUGUUCCAGUGAUAACUUAUGCUAGUAAAGUAUCUUUCAGGUAUAUUUGAAAAUAUCCUCAACUUUGAUAUAAAAUCACCUUUCUUACUGCUUUUGAUAUCAGAAGUAUUAACUCUAUCUUUUUUUUUCAGCCUUACAAAAUAGUUGAACAUCAUUUUUUGGUGUUUAAUUAGCUUCAUGAGUCAGUGCCUGGUCUUAGGUCUUGACAUUUUUGGCGUGUGAAAUUUUCUUGUGUAUUUGACCUUGGCUUUACUCCAGAAUAAAUAUUUUAAGCUGCCAGUUGUGUGUAGUUUUUUUGUCUUUGGUCUGAGGCUAGGGGGCAGACAUAAGGAGCACUGAGAGAAGUGAACUGUAUAAACCACAAUUAGAAUUGCAGUGCACAGGUGUCUGUAGAUCUUACACAAUUGCCAACCUAUUUGUUUCUCAAAUGAGAGGGGCUUUGGGAGUGUGUUUUGGAAAAUAA